Molecule: messenger RNA, 1428 nt
Organism: Cicer arietinum (chickpea)
Lineage: Eukaryota; Viridiplantae; Streptophyta; Magnoliopsida; Fabales; Fabaceae
Product: 1-aminocyclopropane-1-carboxylate oxidase homolog 1-like
Source: RefSeq, a predicted model, not a curated record
UAUGUCAUCACUUCUCAAUCUUCUUUUAUAUUUAGAGUUGAGCAUUAUCAUCGUUGACUUCAGAUUCAUUGCAUAAACACAUAACAUUUUAUUUUCUGCUACUUUCCCAUCAUGGUAGAGGCAAAUAACAGUUCCACUUUCACAUAUGACAGAAAAGCUGAAGUACAAGCCUUUGAAGAUUCAAAACUUGGUGUGAAAGGACUCUUAGAAUCAGGAACAUGUACAACAAAGAUUCCACUCAUGUUCCAUUCUCCAAAACUCAACUUGAACCACACCUCUUCCAGCUUCAUUGUCCCUAUCAUAGACCUUCAAGAUAUACACACAAACACAUGUUUGCAUGUUGAGGUGGUUGACAAGAUUAGAAGUGCAUGCAAGGAGUGGGGUUUUUUUCAAGUGGUUAAUCAUGGUAUUGAAGUUAGUGUUUUGGAUGAGAUGAUUAGUGGAAUAUGUAGGUUUCAUGAACAAGAAGCUGAUGCAAGGAAAGUAUUCUAUACAAGGGAUAAAAAUAAGAAAGUUAGAUAUUUCUCUAAUGGUAGUCUUUUUCAGGACCCUGCUGCUAACUGGAGGGAUUCAAUUGCAUUUUUUAUAAGUCCCGAUCCUCCUAGUCCAGAAGAAAUACCACAUGUAUGUAGAGACAUUGUGAUUGAAUAUUCAAAGAAAGUAAGAGCCUUAGGCUUUACAAUCUUUGAGCUAUUCUCAGAAGCUUUAGGCCUUGAGUCUUGUUACCUCAAACAAUUAGUCUCAGAAGAAGGACAAUUUCUUCUGGGUCACUACUAUCCUGCAUGCCCUGAACCUGAAUUAACUAUGGGCACUUCCAAGCACACUGAUAGUGAUUUCAUGACAAUUCUUCUGCAAGACCAGAUUGGUGGUCUUCAAGUUCUUCAUCAGAAUCGAUGGGUUGAUGUUCCUCCGGUGUACGGAUCUCUUGUCGUUAACAUUGGUGAUAUUCUGCAGCUUUUAACAAAUGACAUGUUCACAAGUGUUUAUCACCGGGUUUUAUCCAAGCAUACAGGUCCUAGAAUUUCCAUAGCAAGCUUCUUUGUGAACUCAUCAUCAGAGGGUAAAUCCAAGGUUGUUGGUCCCAUAAAGGAAUUGUUAUCAGAAGAAAAUCCACCAAUCUAUAAAGACAGUACUGUGAAAGAUGUUUUAGAACAUUAUUAUGAAAAAGGCCUUGAUGGAAACUCUUCCUUGCAGCCUUUCAGGUUGUGAAGUAACUAUUGAGAAUUAAAUUGAAGCAUUUAAUCAUGGUUGUAACUAGUGCCUUCCACUAUAAUGUUCAGUAUGUAGUGAUUAUAUAAAUAAUCAGCAUCAAGUACUAAAGACAAAACAAGGUAAAGGCACCUUGACUUAUGCCUAGUGAGAAUAAUUUAUUGUGUAGAAUACUAGUUUAGGGAGAUUGUAUACAAAACGGUCAGAAUAAUUUAUUUA